AUGCUUGUAAGCGCCACUCAUCCUACCUACGACCGCAAUUCCAAUCAUCGACCACAAUUCGCUAGAUCCGUCUACUCUUCGCAUGUUCACACUUUCCAAGCCAAGGACCACCACGACAGCAUGACGCUUUCGACUUCACAAGCCGACACGCCUCUCUUUGCUGCCGAGGCGCGUCCCACCACCACCACCACCACCACCACCACCACCAACUCUUCGCCCUCGAUGGUUGCCUCCACUUCCACUGCCCCUGACAGUCUUGUACAACCAGUGCCAACACGUCCCAAGAAUCAUGUUCGCGGCAUCGCCUCAGAUUCUCGCAUUUGGACAACCGCUCGUGGCUUCUUCGAGGGGCGCUAUCAGGAACGCCAGUCUUACGCCAGCAUUCAGGAGAAAAAAGAGCUUGAAGCAGAGCGCGAUGCUAUCCUUCAGAUCCAGAGCGCUCAAGCAGCAAAGCGUCGAGCCAAGAUGAUGAGACUCACUCCCGCCUUCCCUGCCCUGCCAAGAGCCCACACACACACUCCUAGCCCUCCUUCCAGCGAGGCAUUUUCGGCACGCACGGCGAGCGAAGCUGACUUAGCCACACCUCCUGACAAUCGCCUCCCCUUCCCCAGCCCCAAGAUGCCGAUCAGCAUGGCCACAUCACAGAAUGCAGCUCCCAUCCACCCUGCUUUCAGAAAGGCGCUGGCACUCAAAGCCAACAGCCCUGGUCCAGAGGUUCUCGGUGGUUUGAGUCUCGAUCUUCACUGCCUUCCAUCGCCAGCUGGCGAUCGUUCGUCGAUUUCUUCCACCAACUCGGAGCUCAUUCGAAAAAAGUCGGGCGAGCCCGUCAAGUCCUCGCUCAAGCCAUACUCGGGCAGCUACAUGUACCCACGCUCCGCCAGCGAGGCUAUCGUUACCACCUCAGCCUACGGCGCCAAGUCUGUACCUACCACCCCUAGUGCUCCCAAGUUUGUUCACUUUGACAAGCAGCUCGAACACAUCAAGAUUUUCAAGGUCAAAGGCCGUCCACAGGCUGUCUCGCGUGAGGGCAGUCCAGAGCACACCGAGACCGAGACCGAAGAGGAGCGCGACUAUCCAUGGUUCGGCUCCCGCAGGGGCGGAGGUCCUGGUCGAGCAGCUGGCUCCAGGAGUCCCACCAACCAUCCCACCACUCCCGACGCUGUUGAAGCCGACGAGCAGCUCGUGUUGCGCCUGCCAAACUUCCCCUCAUCCGCCAAACUCUCGCUCGACAAGGACAUCUUCUUGGAGCGCAUAUACCUCUCGGAUGACUUGCGAUCCGUUCGUGGCACGGUGCAGGUCAAGAACCUGAGCUUCGAAAAAUGGGUCGCAGUUCGCUUUACACUCGAUCACUGGGUCACCGUCAACGAGGUCUCAGCAGAGUAUUCCGAAAGCAUCAAGCAGGGCACCGCAGAUCGCUUUGUCUUUUCCAUCAAGCUCAACGAGGUCUUGAACUGGCCUCGAGGAGCUGGCCUUAACGAGACCAAGACCAUCUUCUUGUGUCUCCGCUACACCACUGGCGGUCGUGAGAUCUGGGACAACAACGACGGAAGCAACUACCAGCUUGACUUUCGCAAGCGUCCUGCGCAGCCAGCCGAGGUGCCACGCAUGCCACCUACCUCGAACGAAAGCCGCGGCGCUGCUGCCUCCUUUGGCAACACGGUGCCACGCAGGUACACGCUCAGCUCCAUGGGUCCAGCUUCGACCUCGUCCAUCAUCGAGAUGGGUCGCAGGACCGGCGUCUAUGGCCAAAAGGCGACGCGCGACAACGCCAUGGAGAGGCUCAAGCAAGAGCUCGAGCGACUUCGCUCUGACGACGAGGAGGCCGAAAAGGCACCUCCUUCGUGCAGCUUCAUCACCGAGAUGUCCAAACGUCGAUCUCCACCCGUCUCUCCUGGAGGCGCUGGCAAGCCCAGCUCUCCUUCUCUGUGGGGUGCCAGGUACGACUUUGGCGCAUCACUCCGCGACCCUUCCAGCGGCAGUCGAAAGACCGAAGCGGGCCGUGCCGCCGCUCUCGACUACUUUUCGGCUCGCCCUUCGCCGGCGGCCUCAUCGAGCCCGGUUCGCUCGUCCUUCGUCGUCAGCGCUGCUACGCCUUCUCCGGAUGGUUCCACCCCCAGAAGCGCAGCAGAGCUUGUUCCCAAGUUCGGUCGCCUUGGCAUGUUGAGCCCUGGUCUCGGUGAUGACGUGGUGGAGCAUGCGGCUGUCAACAGCUCCACCACCAGCUCUCCCACCGGCUCUCUACUGCAAGUGCCUCAAGUAGGUGCCAACGGAGCCUCUAGCCCUCUCUCGCCCGUCUCGCCAACGCCUUCAUCGUCCACUCGCUUCAACUCCUUCCCACCGCCGAACCGCAACGCCCAACCUCGCAGCGUGUUUGGCAUCUGGCAUGAGGAAGCCCGCAACGGCAGCAACCCUGGCUCUGCAUCGGGUUCUGCGUCCGGCUCAAGGUCUGGCACGCCUCCUUCGCCCAUUGGCUUCUCGACUACGAGGAUCGAGAUCAAGGGUGACGGCACAGUGCUGGAAGACUACACACUCGACGGCAGCCAAGCCUCUCCCACCUCCUUGAACAACUCCCCAAACCCCUUCUCGCCGGCUCUUUCGGCAACAUCGGUUGAUUCUGACUCAACAGCUAUGAUUGAUUUUAGCAACGAGCCGGGCAUGUCGGACAGCUUGGAUGGUUUGGGCAGCAUCAGUGGUUCAUCGUCCUACCAUUACCUCCGUGCUGAUCACCUUGAAGGCAGGAACCGACCCUCUUCGUUUGCUGCAGGCGACGAUGCAGAACAGCGUGGCUACUCUUCCUCUGUCUUGUCUUUGUCCACGACGCUCUCGCCUUCUUCGGAGCUGGCGACGCCUGAUGAAGAGUUUAUGCGACCUUCCAACUUGACCAGCUUCAACGAGCUCGUUGCCCGCUUCUGCUGGAACGGUGACAACCAGGUGCCACAAGCUAGCCCGGACACUACUAGUCUCAACACCCACACACCCUCGUCCGCCUCUGGGCGCUCAACUCCCAUCGCUCGAGCAGGAGGCGCCUACUGA
Molecule: messenger RNA, 3033 nt
Organism: Ustilago hordei
Lineage: Eukaryota; Fungi; Basidiomycota; Ustilaginomycetes; Ustilaginales; Ustilaginaceae
Exons: 1
Coding region: 1-3033 (1010 amino acids)
Biological process (GO): regulation of glycogen biosynthetic process
Cellular component (GO): protein phosphatase type 1 complex
Molecular function (GO): protein phosphatase 1 binding; glycogen binding
Source: RefSeq, a predicted model, not a curated record